Molecule: messenger RNA, 1432 nt
Organism: Aspergillus sclerotioniger CBS 115572
Lineage: Eukaryota; Fungi; Ascomycota; Eurotiomycetes; Eurotiales; Aspergillaceae
Product: putative aminotransferase family protein (LolT)
Exons: 4
Coding region: 80-1432 (450 amino acids)
Source: RefSeq, a predicted model, not a curated record
GUGAGUCACCUUGAGGUUAAAUAGUCCUCCUCGUCCUCUUCUCCUUCUCAUCAUCCAGUAUCUCACUUCAUCCACCAUCAUGUCUUCUGCUUCUUCCACUUCCACUUCCACUCCGGUGCCCUUUGGGGCUGCCAUGCGCGAGCAAUUCUGCCUCGAUCCCGAAUGGAAGAACCUCAACCACGGAUCCUACGGCACAUACCCGCUCCCCGUCCGCUCUGCCCUGCAAUCCCACCAACAUCUGGCCGAAUCCAGCCCCGACCUCUUCAUCCGACGGACCUCCCCGGCCCUCAGCGCCGAAUCUCUAUCGCAACUGUCGUCGCUGCUCAACGUCCCCGCCUCCACCCUCGCCUUCACCAAGAACGCCACCACCGCCGUCUCCACCGUCCUCCACAACAUCCCCUUUACUGCCUCCGACGUGGUCAUCUAUUUCGACACCGUCUACGGAGCCGUCGAAUAUGGCCUCAUCUCUCUUUCCGAGCGCUCCCCUGUCCAACUCCGGAAGGUGGAGUACGAAUUACCCGUUUCCCACGACGAAAUCGUGAACCGCUUCAAAGCCCUAGUGGAGAAGGUCCAGACAGAAGAGGGUCUGAACGUCAAGGCAGCCGUAUUUGACACGGUGGUGAGUAUGCCUGGUGUUCGAUUCCCCUGGGAGAAGUUAGUAGAAGCGUGUCGCGAACUAGACGUCUUGAGUAUCGUGGAUGGUGCGCAUGGCAUUGGCAUGUUCAAGGUGGAUUUGGGCGCCGUGAAGCCGGACUUUUGGGGGAGUAAUUUGCAUAAAUGGCUCUACGUCCCCCGCGGCUGCGCAGUCCUCUACGUAGCACCAGAACACCAACAUCUCAUCCGGACAACUCUCCCCACAUCAUGGGGAUAUAUCCCCAGCACCAGCCUCGCCUCCACAGGCAAAGACGCCGAAGCAACAGCCCUCGCAUACAGAACCCUCUUCCAAUCAACCGCCACCAACGACGACACGCCCUACCACUGCGUCCCCGCGGCAUUGACCUUCCGGAAGGAGAUCUGUGGCGGGGAAGAGCGCAUCCACGCCUAUCUCGAACAACUCGUCAACGAAGCCGCGGAUCUAGUCGCCAAUAUCCUGGGGACGGAAGUCCUCCAGGAACGGGGCCUCAAGGAAGGAGAGAAGAGUUUGUUGCGGUCGUGCGCGUUGAAUAACGUUCGGUUGCCGAUUGUUGUGCAGACCACUACUGGUGAAGAUGCGAGUGUGAUGGAUUGGACGAAGCCAGGGCCUGAAGGGAGUCUCUAUGCGCCGUUACCCAAGACAUUAGCAGGACAGGUAGCGGGUUGGAUCCAGGGGAAGUUGAUGGAUGAGUAUAAGACGUUUUUGCCCGUGUUUGUAUAUAAGGGCUGGUUGUGGACGAGGUUGAGUGCGCAGGUUUAUUUGGAGUUGAAGGAUUUUGAAUGGGCGGGGGAUGAAUGA